This is a messenger RNA of Cutaneotrichosporon oleaginosum, 3034 nucleotides long. RefSeq lists its product as uncharacterized. The record is from RefSeq and is a predicted model, not a curated record. NCBI's taxonomy places the organism in Eukaryota, Fungi, Basidiomycota, Tremellomycetes, Trichosporonales, Trichosporonaceae.
UUUCGUCAUUCACAUUGCUUGCCGCCACUCUGCCGGCGCGGCCAUGCUGCGCUGGUCUCGACUCUCACGCUGGCGGCCACUGCGUCCGUCAACAUUGCAGGUGCGCGGCGUGCGCAAUCGGCCCCACGUGGACAAGAAGCGCGGAACGACGUUCACGGAGGUCAUUGAUGGACGGGAAGUCGAGCGCACCAUCUACAAUACGCCCGAAGAGUUGGCGGAGGUGCAGGCGCGGGCGCGGCGCGAGAUCGAGGCGCUGCUGGCCAACUCUCGGGUUGAGCUCGAAGACGCAGAGGGCGAUGACGGUGGGGAGGAGGGAGAGGAUGCGAUGAGAGACGGGGUGACGAGCGCCGACGACAUCAAGACCGUGCACGUCGUCGAUGGGAGGGCGGUUGAGGUGGAGCGCCGCAGCGUGGAAGAGGACGAGGAGGAUGGCAAUGAUGCCGACUACAGCCCGUCACCGAAUGCCAACUAUACCGUCCGCAAGGAGAAGCACCUCGUCCAUGGUCAAGAAGUGGAGACGGAAAUCUACACGUUUCCCGCGCCCGGCCAGAGCGUCCGAGAAAUGGACGCGGAGGAGCGCAUUGGCGAUGAAACGUCCUCGACAGCGGAGGAGGAGCACGUUGCAGCAAGGACGGUUCCCGCAACCGAACCACCGUCCGACCGCGGUGGGGCCAGCGCAGAAGCCUUGCCAGGCGCUACGAUGAGCCUGCGCGAGCCAGCCCCCGUCCACGUCGAGCCUGGGAUCGCUUCUUCCGACGCCGAUUCACCAUACCGCUACUCCUCGGAGCACGACUCCAGCGGCUACGACAUUGACAUCAACAUCGACAUCGAGGGCGACAACCCCAGCGACUACACUGUCGAAAUUGAGAUCGAGCCGGCCUCUGAGCCCUACAUCGGUCCGCACGGCACGGCGAUCCAACACCAGCGAUGGAUGGAGCGGCACCUUUCCGCGAUCACGGACGGAGAACGCACAUCAGACGUGAGCACGCCGCUCCGCGCAGCGCACGAGUUUCUCGACGGCCAAGCCGGAAACAUGGAGGAGCGGUCCGAAGCGUACUGGCGCUUCUUGCGAGAGUUUCUCAAACACCCUCUCGGCGGGCGUCCUGCACUCGACCUCGUGCGCAGGCAGGCGGCGGAGGGCGUGCCCUUCACCGUCGCAGGCGCCAUCACCGCUUUCAAGGCGGCCAGGAACUUCCGCCCGGUGCUGCGCGAGCUCCUCCCUAUCCUGCCGGCGGAGAUGACGACGGAGCUUAUCUACAUCUUCGCUGUGGCGCUCGUGAACGAGCAGCGCGUCUCUCCUGACGCUGUGAGGGAGCUGAUCGGGCAGAGCUUGGCGGCUGUCCGUGGGGAUGAGCGCGGAGUGGAGGGGCCGGCGGGGACUCUACCCGACGCCUCUUUCAGUCCAUCUGGUGCACAGAAUGCCGCGUCCGCACAAGCGGCUCCUUUCCCACACGCGAUGCGGACCCCACCGAGCAAAACGCGCGCCGAGGUGGCCACCAUUGAGUGGAGCCCAGAACUGUUCUUCCCCGUCAUCCUGGCCCACGUCCCGCACGCCGAUUUCCGUGGCGUACUACGAACGCUCAACGACCUCCGCGCGGCCGUGCGCUUGCGACGUGAGCGCACGAUCGCCGCCGGUGGAGCGUGGCCAGGCGAGAACGCGCAAGCAAUUACAAAGUGCUAUACAGCAGUCAUGAGCCUGUGGCUCCGCUCGCAGCUGGCCGAGGAGAAGAGCCACCUCGGGCGCGUCGGCCGGCGGCUCGGCAGUGCCGUACCGCACCGCCUCGCGGUGGAUCUCGGCAACCUCCUCGCUCCGGCUGCGGGCGUUUCUGCGCCAGAGGCAGGAGGUAGUAUCGUCGCCGCGGCGGCGGAGCCGAUCCUUGCGCUGGAUCACGCCCUCGACGCCGCCGAUACCGCUGCGAUGCGUGAUGAGAAGUACCACUUCCGCUACCCCUUCCUGAGCGCGUGGUUCAACGCAGAACGCGUGGCAGGCAAUGUAGGGAUAGCUUCGGGCGUGUGGGCCCUGCUGUCGGGGCAGAGCAUUGCCGCCAGCGUAGCUGGGCUUCGCCCUCCACGCACACCCACUGCGGAGGCGUAUGUCGCCCUCUUCCGCCUGCUUCGACAGUACCCGCCGGCGUCGUAUCGGCCUGUCGCCUCUACUGUCCUCGAGGGUGAGGUAACCACCGAGGUUCUGAACAUGAUGCUCUCCGCGGCCAGCUUUGUGCCGAAGCGCGCACGCACAGACUGGGCGGCCCUCUCGCCGCCGUGGGACCCGCCUGGCCGCCAGCCGUUCCCCGCGCCGGCGCACGUGCCCUCGCCCGACCUCCCGCUCAUCUUUGUUCUCGCAGAAGAGCAUACACACCUCAUGAACCACCAGAGCGUUAACAUUCUCUGUGCGGCGCUGCUGCGCGCCGCGCGCAUCAUUACGGCCGCGCGCGGAGCCGAGCACCCCGUGCUCCUUUCUGCGCCUGAGUCGGCGCUGACGAUGGCCGAGUGGAAGUGGCUUGAGCAGUCGCUCUGGGCGACGGAGAUGGCUGAGGCGCAGCGGACGAACCGCGCCGCGCACAAGCCCCCGCCCAUCCCCGUCGACGCCGCGGAUCUGUGGGACACAGAACGCUGGCGCGGGCAGAUGGCCGAGGGGGAGGGGCGCGCGCGCUGGUUGUUAGUAGACCACGUCGUGCGCCCGCUGCGCCGGCAGCUCGUGGAGAGCAUGAUCGACAUGGCGCGCCUGCGCGGAGAGAAGGGGAGCAACGCCGAGGUGUUUACGGCCGAGCUGCGGACUCUGCAGGCGCACAUGCGCCCGCUGGACAGCAGCGCGGUGGGGGAGGACAGGGCGCGCGCGCUCGCGGAGGAGCUCGGGCUCGUCGUGCCUCCGCCUGCGUUCGUCAAGGGCCGCAAGGACAAGUUCAAGAAGGGCAAGGGGCGGAGGGCCAAGGGCCUGACGCGGAGCGCUGCGAAUAAAAGCGCGCUGGACAACUUCUUUGCCAUGAUGGACGAAGAGUAACUGUAGAGCAUAAGACAGCCAAUGUAUCACCAC